AUGCGUGAGCAAGCUUUACUCCAAAGUGCUUGUGUUCUUUCUCUGAUAUCGUUGGCGGCUCUAUACAGCUUUAUUCCUCGUUUGUGGGACCGUAUGUCUGAAAUUCGUCAACUUCUCAACACCGAGUUGCACUCAUUCUCUGAACUUGAGGCAAAAGUCUGGACUGAGUUGAGACUGGAAGCUCCUCGUCAAACUCGCCAAGUCUACAACUAUUGUGAAUGCGAAUACAGUAAUACCUGUCCACCAGGACCACCAGGAAAGCCAGGUGAGGACGGUGCAGACGGGAUCCCAGGUGCGGUCGGAAUACCUGGACCACGUGGUAGUGCACGAAUACUACCAGAAGAGUUGUAUCGCAGAGUAGACGGUUGCAGAAUAUGUCCCUAUGGACCUAAAGGAGAAACCGGAAUGCCCGGAAAACAAGGAGUCCCGGGAAUACCUGGAUAUCCCGGACAAGAUGGACGAGAUGGGAUACCUGGAGCGCCUGGUGCACCAGGAGAACCAGGAAAGCUUGGCAUAAGCGGUGAAAGUGGCCGUGUUGGACCACCUGGAAUCCCCGGAACAGAUGGAAUUAUGGGCAUAAAGGGACUUCAUGGUGAGCCAGGGAAGCCCGGUCAACCUGGAUUUCCAGGUGAACCGGGUAAACCGGGUGAGCCUGGACAAACAGGUCCGAUGGGUGCACCUGGUGAACCCGGAAGAAUGGGAAUGUGGGGAAAGCGUGGCGAACCGGGACUACAAGGAUCUCAAGGCCGACCUGGUUCACCUGGUAUAGAUGCUGCAUAUUGCUCAUGUCCACUAAGAUUUAAAAAACAGUGA
Molecule: messenger RNA, 813 nt
Organism: Necator americanus (New World hookworm)
Lineage: Eukaryota; Metazoa; Nematoda; Chromadorea; Rhabditida; Ancylostomatidae
Exons: 6
Coding region: 1-813 (270 amino acids)
Source: RefSeq, a predicted model, not a curated record